AUGUUUGAUACUCUUUAUCCAAACACUCACACACUCAGAGAGUUUACCAACUAUUUUAUGUAUAGAACUCCAUUGAAAGAGAUUCCAAUUACUCCGAUUUCCGGCUCAACCUUAGGCUCCAACACCAGAAUGCAGCCAUGCAGUGCACAGUGGAAGAGCAUGAGAUUGAGCGGGAGUCGGAGUAAUCACAGAACAUCAGGCUCUUCAUCUACCGCGGCUUGA
Prunus armeniaca (apricot) is the source of this 222-nucleotide messenger RNA. Lineage: Eukaryota; Viridiplantae; Streptophyta; Magnoliopsida; Rosales; Rosaceae. The record is from the annotation of a GenBank genome assembly.